Messenger RNA from Botrytis sinoallii, 993 nucleotides. RefSeq lists its product as uncharacterized. The record is from RefSeq and is a predicted model, not a curated record. NCBI's taxonomy places the organism in Eukaryota, Fungi, Ascomycota, Leotiomycetes, Helotiales, Sclerotiniaceae. Bases 1 to 993 code for a protein of 330 amino acids. The transcript has 4 exons.
AUGGUAAAAAUCGUACUCGCUGGUGGCGCCGGCAAUGUUGGACGGGAAGUAUUGGAGACACUUCUAGCGGAGGGCAAACAUGAGAUCAAAGUAUUUUCCCGAAAAGAAGUUCCAGACUUAGCUAGACAAGGAGUCAUAGUAAAUAUUAUAGAUUAUCUAGACAAAGCAGCACUUGUGCAUGCACUCGAAGGAGUCGACACCGUUCUCUCAUUUAUCAUUACAUUCAACGAUCCAAAUAAUCAAUCUCAGACAAAUCUCAUUGAUGCAUGCAUCGAAGCCGGCGUUCGUCGGUUCGCACCCAGUGAGUGGGCUACCAGAAGUCAUUGCGGAAUCCCCGAAUAUGAAGGAAAAGAUCAAAUAUAUGAUUAUCUCCGAGAAGUCAAUAAAGAGAAAAGGGUACGUUGUUCCAGAUUCCUCAUCCGCAAUGCUGAUUUGGGAACAGGUUUGGAAUUCACUUUAUUUCAGUGUGGAUUGUUCUUGAAUUAUUUUAGUUACCCACAUCCCUCGACGAAAUUCAUGCAAAUAUUUCCAAUGCCGAUAGAUGUUGAGAAUUGUAGAGCUAUCAUUCAUCGGGAUACAAAGGCCAGAAUCACUUUGACCUCCGUGCAAGAUUUGGCAAGAAUUGUCACUAAGGCAGUGGACUAUGAAGGCGCAUGGCCAGAAGUUAGCGGAGUUCGUGCCAAUCAAAUAUCGGUCUUGGACUUCAUUGGGCUUUGUGAAAAAAUUAGAGGACAAAAGUUCGUCGUGGAAUCUAUUGAAAAGGGUGACUUGGAAGAGGGUAAAUUUACAUCUUCCUGGUUCCCUGUCAUCGUACACUUUUCGGUUUCGGAAGAUCAAAAAGAUGCUUUCUCACAGAGUUAUUUUUCAGCAUUCAUUUUAGCUCUUGAGCGUGGUGGCUGGGAUGCUUCUAACGAGUGGAAUGAGUUGUUGCCAGACUUUCGAUUCACAUCCGCUGAAGAGUUUCUGUCGAAUAUUUGGAAGCACGGGUCAUGA